Messenger RNA from Colletotrichum truncatum, 906 nucleotides. RefSeq names its product ArcA-like protein. The record is from RefSeq and is a predicted model, not a curated record. Lineage: Eukaryota; Fungi; Ascomycota; Sordariomycetes; Glomerellales; Glomerellaceae.
AUGUGCCGGGUUUGCUAUAGUCUUCUUCUCAAAGGAGAGUUGGACGAGGCACAGGUUUCUAACGAACAAGAGGAAGGAAAAGAAGAGAGGCAAGAGGAAGAAGGCGAGGAGGAAUACUGUCGACCACCACCACCGCCAGACCCACCAAACAAGACUUUCGUUCAGCCUGCGCCUAGCCAUGAUGGUGCCCCAACCUUCGUGGCGUACAAAGUCUACGACACUACCCCAGACUCUGAAGGUGCACUCCGACUUUUGCGUCCCCCUUUUGGCAUUGUCGUCUACGAUACAACACAUACCGCCUGUCCGGCUCGUAGCGCCCGCCUCGCCCGUGCUUUGUUUGACUGGACCUGGCGGAUACGCAAGAUACACUCUAGACCAGACAGAAUCGAGGUCGUCACGCUACCUCUACCGCAAUCCUUAUUAGACGUCGAACGCAUAGAGGCUUGCACCCGCCAUUACGAGGAUGAGAGCCGGAACCGUCUGCUGAUUGCUGAUAAAGCUGAAGCGGCCUCAUGGUUCCUACCCGAGCGCAUCAUGGAUAAUCACUAUGCGCGGAGGAUCCUUGCUAUUAACCGUUUUGAGGAUGAUGGCAAUAAUGAUGCCGAGGUCGCCUUUUGGGAGGAGUCGCUUGGUAAUCGUGAUCCUUUUUGCCCAGCCAUGGAGGAGCCUAAAGAGAGCCGGUCUGGCAGCUUUCUUUGCAUCGACUGGCAACCCCGUAAGGAGACAUGGCAGUUGUUUAAUGGUAUGCCCUACUCCCCCGAAUUUCGUGUUAGUUUUCAUGUUUUUGGGUUUGAAGGUUUUGGGCCUUGCUGUAUGGAUAUGGUGGAUGCGAUCGAAAUAUUCUACAAUCAUUUUAUACCUGAUGGCCUGCUCGAUCGACAAUUGGAGGAGGCUAGAAAAGCUUGA